Molecule: messenger RNA, 3995 nt
Organism: Thlaspi arvense
Lineage: Eukaryota; Viridiplantae; Streptophyta; Magnoliopsida; Brassicales; Brassicaceae
Source: the annotation of a GenBank genome assembly
AGAAAACCCUACAUUAGACCUCUCACACUGAUAUAAACGUUAAGCUUCGAAAUUUCUCUUCUUCGCCGGCAAAACCCUUCAAAAAUCCCCACACUUUUCCUUUCUCAGCGAAAAUGGCCGCCGGUGCCGUUCGCCCUCUAGUCACCGUCCAAUCACUGGCAGGUGAUACGAGCACAGAUCAAGCCACAACUUUACCUCUCCCCGAUGUAAUGAAAGCGCCGGUUCGCCCCGACGUCGUGAACCAUGUCCACGCUCAGAUCUCGAACAACAGUCGGCAACCAUACGCCGUCUCGAAGCGUGCCGGUCACCAGACCUCCGCCGAGUCUUGGGGUACAGGACGUGCUGUAUCUCGUAUCCCUCGUGUUCCCGGGGGCGGUACUCACCGCGCAGGUCAAGCGGCGUUCGGAAACAUGUGUCGCGGUGGUCGAAUGUUUGCUCCAACUAAGCCCUAUCGUCGCUGGCACCGUCGCGUCAAUGUCAAUUUGAAAAGACACGCGAUCGUCUCCGCGAUCGCCGCGACCUCCGUUCCUGCUCUCGUUAUGGCUCGUGGUCACCGGAUCGAGAGUAUCCCGGAGUUGCCGUUAGUGAUUAGUGAUUCGGCCGAGUCUGUGGAGAAGACGAGCGAUGCGAUCAACGUUUUGCAGCAGAUCGGUGCUUUCCCUGACGCUGAGAAGGCUAAGGAUAGUAUUGGGAUUAGGUCUGGUGUAGGUAAAAUGAGGAACCGUAGGUACAUUUCUCGUAAAGGUCCUUUGAUUGUUUAUGGAAAUGAAGGAGCUAAGUUAGUGAAGGCGUUUAGGAACAUUCCUGGGAUUGAUCUGUGUUAUGUUGAGAGGUUGAGUCUGCUUAAAUUAGCUCCUGGUGGUCACUUGGGAAGAUUCGUUGUGUGGACUAAAUCGGCUUUUGAGAAGUUGGAAUCUGUGUAUGGUUCGUUUGAGAAGGCGUCGGAGAUGAAGAAAGGAUACGUUUUGCCUCGUCCUAAGAUGGUUAAUGCUGAUCUCGCGAGGAUUAUUAACUCUGAUGAGGUGCAGAGUGUGGUUAGACCUAUUGAGAAAGAUGCGAAGAGAGCUGUGUUGAAGAAGAAUCCUCUCAAGAACUUGAAUGUGAUGUUGAAGCUUAACCCUUAUGCGAAGACUGCGAAAAGGAUGUCUCUGUUGGCGGAAGCUGAGAGGGUUAAGUCCAAGAAGGAGAAGCUCGAGAGGAAGAGGAAACCCAUCACAAAGGAGGAAUCAGCCAAGAUCAAAGCAGCAGGAAAAGCUUGGUACCAGACUAUGAUAUCGGAUAGUGACUACACAGAGUUUGAUAACUUCACCAAGUGGCUCGGUGUCGAACAAGGACAGAACAACAGAAGAACCGAAGUCAAUGUUGGUGUUGUAACAGAUGUUGGGAUAAUGCAUUCGAACAUCGAAAUGCUCUGCAUCAACUUGUCUCUUUCCGAUUUCUAUUCUUCUCGUCCCCAGUUUCAGACAAGGCUUGUCGUCACCAUCGGUGACUCCAAAGACGACGUCGUUGGUGCUGCAGCUGCAGCUCUUGAGUUGAUAAAGAACAAGCAAGUGAAAGCGAUUGUAGGGCCAUGGACAUCUAUGCAAGCUCAUUUCAUGAUCGAAAUUAGCCAAAAAUCACAGGUUCCGCUUGUUUCCUACUCUGCAACAAGCCCAUUUCUUACUUCUCUCCGUAGUCCAUACUUCUUUCGUGCAACCUACGAAGACUCUUUUCAAGUAAACGCCAUCAAAGCUAUCAUCAAGUUGUUUGGAUGGAGAGAAGCCGUUCCUGUUUACAUCGACAACACUUUUGGAGAAGGUAUAAUGCCUCGUCUCACCGAUGCGUUACAAGAGAUCAACGUCCGGAUACCUUAUAGAUCCGUUAUCGCUCGCAAUGCAACGGAUGAUGAAAUCUCUGUGGAGCUUCUUAAGAUGAUGACCAUGCCAACAAGAGUCUUUAUUGUCCACAUGUACACUGCUCUUGCCACAAGAUUCUUCAUUAAAGCUAAGGAGAUUGGUUUGAUGAAACCGGGAUACGUUUGGAUCCUUACUAAUGGAGUUACCGAUGAUUUAAGUUUGAUAGACGAGAUUGGAAUCGAGGCUAUGGAGGGAGUAAUAGGUAUCAAGACUUACAUUCAGAAAUCUAAAGAUCUUGACAAGUUUAAAGCUCGAUGGAGAAAGAGAUUCCCACGGUUGGAGCUGAGUGUCUAUGGAUUAUGGGCUUAUGAUGCUAUCACCGCACUGGCGAUAGCCAUUGAAGAAGCUGGAACAAAGAACUUGACUUUCAGUAAUGCGAAUGUUGGGAGAAAUGUGUCAGAACUUGAAGCUCUUGGUUUAUCUCAAUACGGUCCAAAGCUUCUCCAGACACUCUCGAGAGUUCAGUUCGAAGGACUUGUAGAGGAUUUCCGCUUUGUCAACGGGCAACUGCAACCAUCAGUGUUCGAGAUUGUUAACGUGGUCGGAACCGGAGAAAGAUCAGUAGGUUUCUGGACAGAAGAAAAUGGUCUAGUGAAGAAACUAAACCAGCAACCUCAGAGCAAGAGCGCUUUAUCUACUUGGAAAGAUCAUCUUAAGCAUGUUAUAUGGCCUGGAGAAGCUGAUUCUGUUCCAAAAGGAUGGGAGAUACCGACGAACGGGAAGAAGCUGCGCAUAGGAGUCCCAAAGAGAACCGGUUACACGGAUCUCGUGAAGGUCACAAGGGAUCCUAUCACCGAUUCACCAGUAGUCACAGGCUUCUGCAUAGAUUUCUUUCAGGCUGUGAUUGGAGCAAUGCCUUAUGACGUCUCCUAUGAAUUCUUUCCUUUCGAGACACCCGAUGGUAAAGCAGCCGGUAACUACAAUGACUUGGUCCACCAAGUGUACCUCGGGAGAUAUGAUGCAGUUGUGGGAGAUACUACAAUACUGGCGAAUAGGUCCUCUUAUGUCGAUUUCACAUUUCCGUUCGUUAAAUCAGGCGUGGGACUGAUCGUCCCAAUGGAAGACUUAGUGAAGAGAGACAAAUUCAGUUUCUUGAAGCCUUUGUCAUGGAAACUAUGGUUGACUUCUUUUGUCUUCUUCUUCCUUAUUGGCUUUACUGUUUGGGCUGUUGAACAUAGAGUUAAUCCGGACUUCCGUGGACCGGCUAAUUACCAAGCUAGUACCAUCUUCUGGUUUGCUUUCUCUACCAUGGUUUUUGCUCCAAGAGAAAGAGUGUUCAGCUUUGGAGCUAGGCUUCUGGUUAUCACAUGGUACUUCAUCGUUCUUGUGUUGACUCAGAGCUACACAGCUAGCUUGGCGUCUCUUUUGACAUCACAGCAACUAAAUCCAACUAUAACCAGCAUGAGUAGCUUGCUUGAGAGAGGAGAAACAGUUGGUUAUCAGAGAACAUCAUUCAUCCUUGGAAAGCUUAAAGAAGCAGGUUUCUCACAGUCUAGCCUUGUUCCCUUUGAUACUGCAGAAGAAUGCGAUGCACUUCUGAAGAAAGGACCCAAAAAAGGAGGUGUCUCUGCAACUUUCUUGGAAAUACCUUACUUGAGACUCUUUCUUGGACAAUACUGCAACACUUAUAAAAUGGUUGAAGAACCUUUCAACGUUGAUGGAUUUGGCUUUGUUUUUCCAAUCGGAUCACCUUUGGUUGCUGAUGUUUCAAGGGCUAUCUUAAAAGUUGCAGAGUCACCAAAGGCAAUGGAGCUUGAGAGGGCAUGGUUCAAGAAGAAAGAAGAAAGUUGUCCAGAUCCAGUCACGAAUCCAGAUCCAAAUCCAUCUUUUACCUCUAGACAGCUUGGCCUAGACAGUUUCUGGCUUCUGUUUCUUAUUGCGUUUGUUAUGUGCGUUCUAACACUCGGCAAGUUCACAGUCUGUUUCCUGUGGGAGAAUAGAGAAGAGAAUGGUUUGUGGCAAAUCUUUCACCAACCUGACAAUGUUUCGUAUAUCAAUGAGGUAGAGAUGUGUCCUUGUUCGCCAAAUCAACCCAUGCCUGGGGAAAAUCUAGCACCAGACGACCGUCAUGCAGCAGAAGACGAGAGAGAAAAUCGUUAA